AGGCAUCCUGCUAGUUGGGUUUUUGCUUUCUUCGCUGCGGAUAUUGUGAUCGGCUCCUGUCGCCUUGUUCCUUCGUUUCAUUCCGUGAUAAUUUGAAUAUCUACGAGAAAAUGGCUGGUGACAAGCGUCCCCCCGGACCGGGUCAAAAGCCCGCCUUUAAAGUCGCGGACAUGUCGUUGGCUUCAUGGGGCCGCAAAGAAAUGACCCUGGCAGAAAAUGAGAUGCCGGGUUUGAUGGCCCUCCGACAGAAGUACGGUCCUUCAAAGCCGUUGAAGGGUGCCCGCAUUGCAGGAUGCUUGCACAUGACCAUUCAAACCGCUGUCCUCAUCGAAACCCUGACGGAACUUGGCGCUGAAGUCCAGUGGUCAAGCUGUAACAUCUUCAGUACUCAAGAUCACGCAGCUGCUGCAAUCGCAGAAACCGGUGUCCCGGUGUACGCGUGGAAAGGCGAAACUGAGGAAGAGUACCUAUGGUGCAUUGAUCAGACUCUGAUUUUCGCCGAUGGAGAACCCCUCAACAUGAUCCUGGAUGACGGUGGUGACUUGACAAACCUUGUUCAUGAAAAAUAUCCAGAUCUGAUGGCUGGCGUUCGUGGAAUUUCCGAGGAGACCACCACCGGUGUUCACAAUCUGUACAAGAUGCUGAAGUCGGGAUUUUUGAAAACACCGGCUAUCAAUGUCAAUGACUCCGUCACAAAGAGCAAGUUUGACAAUCUUUAUGGUUGUCGUGAGUCAUUGACGGAUGGUAUCAAGCGAGCCACCGAUAUCAUGUUGGCCGGCAAGGUAGCUGUUGUCGCUGGUUACGGUGACGUGGGUAAAGGAAGUGCGCAAUCUCUUCGAGCUUUCGGGUGCCGCGUUCUCAUAACGGAAGUCGAUCCCAUCAAUGCCCUGCAAGCCGCCAUGGAAGGCUACGAAGUAACCACCAUGGAAGAAGCCGCGUCAAAGGCGCAAAUUUUCGUCACUGCAACCGGAUGUCGAGAUAUUGUGACGCAGAAGCAUUUCGAGCGAAUGCCGGAUGAUGCGAUCGUCUGCAACAUUGGACACUUCGACCACGAGAUCGACGUCAAAUGGCUGAAUUCAAAUGCCGUGGAAAAGAUCGAGAUUAAGCCGCAAGUGGACAAGUACAAGCUAGCUAACGGAAGACACGUCCUUCUCUUGGCUGAGGGGCGACUUGUUAACUUGGGCUGUGCGACUGGACAUCCUUCCUUUGUGAUGAGUAACUCGUUUACGAAUCAGACGUUGGCACAAAUCGAGUUGUGGACGAAGCAUGAUCAGUACAGCGUUGGAGUUCAUAUUUUGCCGAAAAAGUUGGAUGAGGAAGUUGCUGCGCUGCACUUGGAUAAAAUCGGAGUGAAACUGACGAAGCUCUCGGAAGUGCAAGCGACCUACUUGGGUCUGCAACAGGAGGGUCCGUACAAGCCUGAACAUUACAGAUACUGAUUGAUUCAAGUGUGACCUGAUGCACCGAAUGAAGAACAUGAGAUGAGUGUGCGGUGACGCCUUCGGUUCGUUCUGCGGAUUUUAAAUGAUUCACUUGGCAAUCUAGGCUCAUUUGGGUGAAGUGCUGCACUCGUGGGGUGUGGUGGCUGAAAUGAAGUUGAUUCACGAGAAA
Molecule: messenger RNA, 1611 nt
Organism: Notodromas monacha
Lineage: Eukaryota; Metazoa; Arthropoda; Ostracoda; Podocopida; Cyprididae
Source: the annotation of a GenBank genome assembly